Messenger RNA from Kwoniella botswanensis, 330 nucleotides. RefSeq lists its product as uncharacterized. The coding region runs from base 1 to 330 and encodes 109 amino acids. The record is from RefSeq and is a predicted model, not a curated record. The transcript has 2 exons. Lineage: Eukaryota; Fungi; Basidiomycota; Tremellomycetes; Tremellales; Cryptococcaceae.
AUGCCUCGAAUCAUAGACACUGCACAACGCUCUAAACCAUACAAUCGACCUACAGCUCCUACAGCCGAAGCAAAACUAAUUGUCAAUACCGAAUCACCCAAGAAAGAAAAAGUGAAAAGAGACGUAUCAACCUCCCGAAAAUGGACCUCUGAAGAACUGAUCCAACUAUUCGAAUACGUCUCAAGACACGGUACAGCGAUGGGUAAGAACGGAUGGGAGAAUGCUGUUGAGGGAAGAACAGCUAAUCAAAGUUAUCAAACUUGGUUACAAAGUUUGAGUCCUUUUAUCAAGAAAUCUAUUGCCGGUAAGGAUGGAUCGACCAGGAAAUAG